Messenger RNA from Astyanax mexicanus (Mexican tetra), 6529 nucleotides. Its product is annotated as roundabout homolog 2. The record is from RefSeq and is a predicted model, not a curated record. Lineage: Eukaryota; Metazoa; Chordata; Actinopteri; Characiformes; Acestrorhamphidae. Gene Ontology annotation, molecular function: protein binding. Bases 557 to 4801 code for a protein of 1414 amino acids. The transcript has 27 exons.
GCCUCAUGGCGGAGCUACUGCAGCUGCGCAGCCUCGAGCUUGGAAGCAGCAGCAGCACGGCGCGUGCUCCUCCUGUAGACAGUGCACAGGCGCGCGCCUCUCCGCAGCUUUUGGACACCAGAGCGGAUCGUUCCCCGUGCUGCGAGGACUAAUCAUUCAUUCAUUCUUUCGCGUUCUCUCCCUCCUCGCCGCGUGGAUUUGUGCUUCUCCUGGAGGAAAGCUGCAUGUGCAUGUGUGGGUGCAUGUGCACGGUGAUGUCACGGAGCGCGCGGUGCUGAAAUGUGGAGAGAAGCGCAGCGAUCCCUCUCAUCCAGCCGGCAGCGCGUGCUCGCUCUCUUAAGAAUGACAACAAAACCGCGUGAACUGAGCCUCCCCCCGACUGUCAGACGAGUGCACGCGGCGUGCGCUGCACCGGCGGUGCUGUGAGGAAGGACGCUACUGUUCAUUUUUGCUGUUCAUUUUUUUCGCUCGUUUUUAUAUUUUCUGCGCGAGAGUUGCGGGACUUGGACCGCUGGAGAGAGUUCGCGCGCGCAGUGAUGAGCGUUGCUGUGGCACCAUGAAGCUCGUGCAGGUCAUCGUUUUGUGUGGGUUUCUCAACGCUCACACCGACGCAUCCCGCGUUCGUCAGGAGGACUACCCCCCUCGAAUAGUGGAGCACCCCUCAGACCUGAUCGUGUCGAAGGGCGAGCCGGCCACUCUGAACUGUAAGGCGGAGGGGCGGCCGUCCCCCACCGUAGAGUGGUAUAAGGAUGGCGAGCGCGUGGAGACGGACAGGGACAAUCCCAGAUCACACAGAAUGCUCUUGCCCAGCGGGUCACUCUUCUUCCUGCGCAUUGUUCACGGACGCCGCAGCAAGCCGGAUGAUGGCAGCUACGUAUGUGUGGCCAGGAACUACCUGGGUGAAGCGGUCAGCCAUAACGCCUCGCUGGAAGUGGCAUUGUUGCGGGACGAUUUCAGGCAGAAUCCUCAGGAUGUGGUUGUUGCAGUAGGUGAAUCUGCCACACUGGAGUGCCAGCCUCCUCGGGGCCACCCUGAGCCCACAACCUUCUGGAGGAAAGAUAAAGCUCGUCUUGAUCUCAAAGACGACAGGAUUAGUAUUCGGGGCGGAAAACUGACCAUAUCCAACACUAAAAAGAGUGAUGGAGGAAUGUAUGUGUGCGUGGCAACCAACAUGGUGGGGGAGAGGGAAAGCGAGAUGGCUCAACUCUCCGUUUUUGAGCGACCCUCGUUCGUGCGCAGGCCUGUGAACCAGGUGGUGCUGGUAGAUGAGAGCGUGGAGUUCAGGUGUCAGGUGGAAGGAGACCCCUCUCCAUCGCUGCGCUGGAGGAAGGAUGAGACGGAGAUCCCCCGUGGCAGGUAUGAGAUGAAAUACGAAAAAGAUGACUUCAUCUUAAGGAUUAAGAAAGUAUCUGCCGGAGACCAGGGAAGCUUUACGUGUGUGGCAGAGAAUCGCGUGGGCAAAGUGGAGGCGUCAGCUACACUGACAGUCAGAGAGGCCCCCCAGUUUGUGGUGCGACCCCGGGACCAGAUUGUGAUGCAGGGACGCACCGCCAUCUUUCCAUGCGAGACCAAGGGAAACCCACAGCCCGCCGUGUUCUGGCAGAGAGAGGGCAGUCAGGAUCUACUUUUCCCGAACCAACUUCCUCAGGCUGGAAGCCGUUUUUCGGUGGCGCCCAACGGCGAUUUGACCAUCUCCUCAGUCCAGCGCUCGGACGCGGGCUACUACAUCUGCCAGGCUCUCACUGUAGCCGGCAGCAUCCUGGCCAAGGCCCAGCUGGAGGUGUCUGAUGCUCUUAAGGACCGCCCACCACCCAUCAUUCAGCAGGGCCCGACCAAUCAGACGGUGGCAGUGGGUGGCCUGGCUCUUCUUGGCUGCCGGGCGUCUGGAGACCCGGAACCCACCGUCACUUGGCUGAAGGAUGGACUGAGUCUGCUGGGUAAAGAGCCUCAAAUGUCCCUGCUGGAGCCUGGAAGUCUGCAGAUUAAAAACACUAAGCUCUCGGACUCUGGCAUGUAUACAUGCUUGGCAACAAGCUCCAGUGGAGAGACCUCAUGGAGUGCCUUCCUUGAUGUCAGAGAGUCAGCCGAGCUUAUAGACCCCGUGUCCCACAAUGCCACUGCUCUCCCGGGGCCCCCCUCCAAGCCAGAGGUCACAGAUGUCACCAAGAGCAGCGUGUCUCUGUCAUGGCGCCCAGGCCCCGAAGAUGCCUCCCUUAUUUCCUCCUAUGUGAUCGAGGCCUUUGGCCAGCUGGUGAGCAACAGCUGGCAGACUGUGGCCGACCAUGUGAAGAGCACACAGUACACGGUCAAAGACCUACGCCCCAACACCGUCUACGUCUUCAUCAUCAGAGCUGUGAACACACAGGGGGUGGGAGACCCUAGCCCCAUGUCUGAGCCUGUGCGCACCCAAGACAUCAGCCCAGCAGUGCAGGGCAUUGAUCAUCGGCAGGUGCAGAAGGAGCUGGGUGAUGUAAUCGUCAGCAUGCACAACCCCGUGGUGCUCAGCUCCACUACUGUGCGGGUUACGUGGGCAGUUGAAAACCCAUCCCAGUUCAUUCAGGGCUACAGAGUUCUAUACCGGCAGACUUCAGGACUACCUUCUCCAGGAGCUUGGCAAGUCCAGGACCUGAAGACUCCAUCAGAGCGGGACAUCAAUCUACAGGAAUUAAAAAAGGGCGUUGUUUAUGAGAUAAAAGUACGACCCUUCUUCAAUGAAUUCCAGGGAGCUGACAGCGAAUCGAUGACGGCGCGCACAUUAGAAGAAGCCCCCAGCGCCCCUCCCCAGCAAGUCACUGUGCUCACGGUGGGCAGCCAGAACAGCACCUCCAUCAGCAUCUCCUGGGACCCCCCACCCACAGACCACCAGAACGGCAUCAUCCAGGAGUACAAGAUCUGGUGCCUGGGAAACGAAAGCCGCUUUCACGUGAAUAAGACUGUGGAUGCAGCGAUCCGCUCAGUGGUGGUUGGAGGGCUUCAAGCUGGGGUGCAGUACCGCGUGGAGGUUGCAGCCGGCACUAGUGCAGGCACUGGGGUGAAGAGCGAGCCACAGCCCAUUGUGAUUGGUGCAGAGUUACGGGAUGUGAUGACUGGGGAUGAGGGAAACAGCAGCAUCACUGAUGUGGUAAAGCAGCCAGCUUUCAUCGCCGGUCUGGGGGGAGCCUGCUGGAUCGUACUGAUGGGCUUCAGUGCUUGGCUGUACUGGAGGAGAAAGAAGAGGAAAGGUCUCAGCAACUAUGCAGUCCAGUCGUUCACCUUCACCCGUGCAGGUACUGACCAUUUGUCCCGUCCCUAUCUAACUUGCAACGGGCUCGACCCAACUAUAGGCAUGACGUUCCAGCGUGGAGACAGAGGCCUGAUGGGAAGUGGAAGUCGUCCUGGCCUGCUGAAAGCCGGUGAUCCUGGCUUCCCUUGGCUGGCCGACUCCUGGCCCUCCACCAGCUUGCCUGCCAACGGAGGCCUGGGCGCCUCAAAAGACCACAGCAACUUUGGACGCGGAGACGUGCUGCCGGCUGGGGCUGGCGAGAAGACGGGCACCAUGCUGUCAGACGGUGCCAUCUACAGCAGCAUCGACUUCACAGGCAAGACGGGCUACAGCAGCCCGGCCCGAGGCAACCAGGCCACCCCCUACGCCACCACUCAGAUCCUGCAGUCCAACAGCUUCCAUGAGCUGGCCGUGGAUCGGCCUGACCCCCGCUGGAAAGCCUCGCUGCGUGCCCAACAAGAAAUGGCCAGUCUGGGCUACUCGCUUACUGACAGCAGAUCCUGCGCCAACGGAGGAAAGAAUGGUAAAAAGAAGAAAUCCAAAGGCGGCAGUAAAACAGCAAAACCCAACGGCUCCUGCUGGGCCAACAUACCCCUCCCUCCCCCACCAAUGAACCCUUUACCAGGGACUGAAAUGGACCACUAUGCCCCAGACCGUCAAGCUGAAGGAGGGUAUGAGAGUGACAGCUGGGGUCCACCCCUUCCUGUGCAGACCUACCUGCACCAGGGCAUGGAGGACGAGCUAGAGGAGGAGGAGCGAGUGCCCACUCCACCUCUCCGCGGCGUGGCCUCCUCUCCAUCAGCACUGCCCUAUGGCCAGGGCUCUUCUGCCUCGCUAGGCUCCUCCCACCACGAGGAAAUGCAGUCCAUGCUUCAAGCCCAUUUGGACGAACUUACCCGUGCCUACCAGUAUGAGGUGGCCAAGCAAGCAUGGCAUCUGAAAGGCAGCUCUCACAAACCCAAGACCCCUGUCCCACCAGUGGCCUAUGUGUCCAGUACAUUAGGAUCAGACAUUCUGACGGAAGGAGAGGAUGAGGAGGGUGACAGCGAAGAGUACGAGUUAUCUCGGAAGCUCUGUGGAAUAGACUACCCCCCGGGUCGCAGCCUGGAAUCCAUAGAGGGAGCGAUCACAGGACAUGCCUAUUCCCACCGAACCCAGCCGACCAGUCCCGGGUCGAUAGAUGGAGGGCUGCUGGGGACUCAGAGUCUGGGCCAUCAGAGGGUAACACAGGCUCCUCACAAACAUCGGGCCGAGACGCUGGCCACCGAGCCCCGCAGGAGAGACAACGCUGCAGAUGGUCGAGCUCCUGCCUCAGAGCCUCUUCACAGUGUGGGUGCGCGGCUGCACACGUCCUGGGGAUCGAUGGGAUCGGAGCCCCCCGAGGAGUGCAUGGUGUCCACGCUGGAGCGGCAGCAUUUGGCCCCCUGGAGCUCCAGAGGCACGCUGGGACGAGGCUCUCACCAAAGGUCCAAUACAGAGCAGCAGGAUUCUUCAGGCCGGGGGUCCGCCAGCAUGGAGCCCAACUAUGGACACCUAUAGUGCCCUGUGUGUGAGAGAUGCGCCAGACUACUCACUGCCCACCCGAAUGAAAGCAAGGACACGAGAGAGUGAGAGAGAGAGAGAUUUUCAUAGUUCACCCGUGCAAUGCCUGAAGAGCUUCUCCCACCGGUCUUCUGUGAGGUGAUCUUUACCUCAGAGAGAGAGAGAGAGAAACACUGAACUCUAAUCUGAAGCUAAUGUACAGACACACAUCUCACAGUGGUCUUUGACUUGCGAUUUGCUUUUGUCUACCUUACGGCGAGACGUCACAUGUCCCUCCCAUUACGUGUCACACAGUGUACAUCACUUGUUAAAAAAAAGAAAAAGCAAGAAAGAAAGCCUUUUUGUUUUGCUCGUUUUUGGAAAGAAUUAAUAUGAAAAAUCACAAGUAUGUAAAUCCAAAUAAAUACGAGGGAUGUGUAUCACUUGUAAAUAUUUUUUUUUUAUUAUUUGAUGUUGCUUUGCUAUGCAAACCAAAAUCAGAUUUUUAGGUUUGUCUCUUAAAUGGUCUUUUUAACAUUGUGAAUGGAUAAAAAAUGUGGUAUCAUGAUUUCUGUUUUUUUUGUUUGUUUUCAUAAAUGCUCUGAAUAUUUGCUAAGUUAUUAUAAAUAAUUGUUUAUUUUGCACAAAACAUUCUUUGGUGAUAAGCACAAAAUAUCUUCAGCUCCCGCUGACGUGGAAACAGAAAAGAUAUGCUACAGAUAUGCUAGAGAGUCUGCACUGCAGCCUAAAAAUAAAGAGAUUUAGGACAGAAGCGUCCACAAAUACAGAUGUAUUAUUACUGGAUUGUUGCGAUGGGAUUUCCGCUGGACUGAUGGAACAGAAUGAUAUUGAAAGCGUAUAGUACUUACAAAUACAAGAGCAGGUGUAAUUUAAUUGCCUGUCCCUGGUCAUUUGAGCCUGCUUUAAGAGCAGAAAAUGCUCCAUCACAGUCCGUCUCGAAUGUUUUGGGCUACAAAUAAUAUUAAACUAUAUGAAGAAGCCUUUUUCUCAAGGACUCAAGGAAGGAGAUAUACUGUAUAUUACUGAGUGAAAUGAGUGCUCUGCAGUGGAGUUGGGGACUGAGAAAUGAAUGACAUGAUGAUAAUGUCACAGCGUAUCGUCCUCCGUGUUUCUGAGUGAAACCGUAGUGAAAGUAGCAGUUGACAGCUGCUUGUGCUCGACCUCUAGCAGGUGUGUUUAACCUGUGCAAAUGAAGGCAGGUUAGAACAGGUGGGAUGAAAUUUCGAGGAGGGGGGGGGGGGGGAGAUUACAGAAAGGGAACAUUACCCUUGAAAUCAUUUCCUUUUUUUGGCAGCGAUCCCAAUUUCAUUCCCAAUUAGCAUGGUUAUUUAAUAUUCUGCUCUUCAGUAAGCCAUUGUAAAUUAAAAAGAAGAAUCAGUUACUUGUCAGAUGUGUUUAAGCUCGAGUGCUACUCUAUAAAUGAGAGAUUUUCAGUAAAUACUGACAAUUCCAAAUGGAAACAAACAUGCCAUCUAUUCUCAGCUGUUGAGAAAAGAGGAGAGUGACCGGACCGUCCUCUGGUCAUCCUCACACGCUCAUUAGUACGAUGUUUCUCUGCUGAGCUUUGAUUUUUAUUUAUUUAUUUUCGUGGUGUGCGUUUUCUCCACCUGUACAGAAUCUCUAACCUGCCAGAUUCGUUCUGCCCUCAGGAAACCACAUGCACUUGCGAAAUGUGACCGUUUCUGAAAUCAACAAUGCAAAUAAAAUCUGUAUGUGAAUACUGCG